AUGCCAGUCUACCUGAUUUCCAAAAUCGCAGACCCCAUCUUCGCCCUCACCAUCGGCACCUCGGCGGCAUUAUUGCGCAUUCAGCGCGACCAGCGCGAAAAGUUCCCGGAUCAGGCUAAGGAGAUUGGUAUUGGACAUGUGGUUUCGGUGGGCGCGGGGAGAGUGAGGAGGUGGUGGGCGGGGGAUUUUGAGGGGUUGUGA
Molecule: messenger RNA, 201 nt
Organism: Aspergillus tubingensis
Lineage: Eukaryota; Fungi; Ascomycota; Eurotiomycetes; Eurotiales; Aspergillaceae
Product: mitochondrial carrier protein
Exons: 2
Coding region: 1-201 (66 amino acids)
Biological process (GO): protein secretion
Source: RefSeq, a predicted model, not a curated record